This is a messenger RNA of Globicephala melas (long-finned pilot whale), 2169 nucleotides long. It is a transcript of the gene EXOC3L4, whose product is annotated as exocyst complex component 3 like 4. The record is from RefSeq and is a predicted model, not a curated record. Gene Ontology annotation, biological process: exocytosis; exocyst localization. Gene Ontology annotation, molecular function: SNARE binding. Lineage: Eukaryota; Metazoa; Chordata; Mammalia; Artiodactyla; Delphinidae. Gene Ontology annotation, cellular component: exocyst.
AUGCCGUCGCCUCAGACAGUGGCCUCUGGGCCGGAGCUGCACAACCCCAGGGAGCCUGUGGUACCCCAGAUCCCAGCUCAGGGCACUCGGAAGGCAAGCAGCGAGGAUGCGUCCAGCGCCCAUCGUGAGGGCUUGAGGCCUGGCCUGGGCACCCUUCGGUGGGCCUUCUCAAAGGCAAGCCAGUGGGCUUCGGGCUGCGCCCCCCAGGAGGACCCAGGCCUGCUCAGACGCAGCUCCCGCCUCUUGUUCCGGUCUUUACGGCGUGCUCGGGACGAGGGCCCAGCUGCUGACCAGACCCAGGCUGCCACUGGGCCAGGGGUGGCCCAUGGCCGGGAGGCGCCCUCAAGGGCCGUGGACGGUGUCAGCCCGCAGUCAUCCACUGGGGCGGGGCCUGCGGAACUAGAAGGUGAGGACAAAUCUGUGGCUGACCUCAUCACGGAGCGGAAACUGCUGGCGGCCUUCGAGCAGCUGCGGCACCUCGAGACUCGGCUAGUGGCCGAGAAAGCCUCACGCACCUUCGAGCAGGACCCCACGGGCUUUGCGCGGCGCGCCAUGGACCUGUGCCUGCACUACGACGGGCUGGCUGCAGAGAUCGGCGCCAUCGUGCUCGAGACCCUGGGCCCAGACGGCGUGGACGCGGCCGUGCUCGCGGAGCUGGCCCGCGUGGUGCGUGCGGAAGAGGAGGCCCACCCAGAGCCCCCUGCAGACGGCGACUUUCUGUGCACGCCGCGCCACUGGCGCCAGCACUGGGAGGACGCGGUGCGCCGGAGCGCGCGGAAGCGUGUGCAGCAGGUGAGCGCAGGGGAGGCCCCGGGGUCCGGCUUGGCCCAGCUUCUGGACGAGCUCGGCCGCUUGGUUCGCCACGACCUGCAGAAGGUGCAGCUGGAGGUGCACCCGGCUUACGCGGCCGCCGGCUAUCCCGCGUGGGAGGCCUACCUGCGCGCCUUCCACGGCGCAGUGGCCCAGCGCCUCCAGGAGCUGGCGCACGACACCCACGGCUGCGAGCAGCUCUACAUCCUGCUGGACUGGGCCUCCAAUGUCUACAGCAGUCCUGAUUUCCUGGGCUCCCAGGACCUGGCUCUGCCCUCGGAGCCGCUGCCCCCACUCCUGGCACCCGAUGUGUGGGCCCGACUCGAGAGCGACUACGCCAGCUUCCUGGAGACCAAGAUCGCGAGCUGCUUCGAUGGCAUCCUGCAGGUAGAACAGAGUCGCUGGGUGGCUGCCGAGGCCCCCGACGUGCUGCAGGGCCACUACCGUACGCCGCUGUCCGUCGACGUACACAUGCUCGUGGCACAGCACGUGAAGGCAGCCGGCGUCAUCUCCGCGGAGCUGGAGGCCACCACCUUGCAGAUCUGCACGCGGGCCCUUGGCCUCUUCCUGCCCAGGUUUGAAAAGGCUUUCCUGGAGUCGGGGGCGGUGAGCGAGCCUAACCUGUGCGCCAACAUCAAUGCUUGCGAGGAGUUCAGAACUCAUCUUCUGGCCAGGUUCCCAGGAAGCCUUGAAGAGCUGGAGAAGCCCCUGGUGGCUGCCACCUGCGCCUUUCAGAAGCAGCUGCUCCAGGGCUUUCAGGGUGAUGUGCAGCCGCUCUUCAAGGUCCUGUGCACCAAGGCCUGGCUGACACAGGACGUGCUGCAGCCCCUCCUGGACAAGGUGGUGGCAUUCGCCGGCCACCUUGAGCAUGUGGUCCCGCCCCGGGCGCAGGAGACUCUGCAGGAGGUACACCGUUACGUCGUCCGCGAGUACCUGGUGCAGGCGCUGAGGCCCCGCGAGCGGUUCCGGGGUGUGGAGCGCGUGAGUGGCUCCCAGAAGAUGAGCCUGGACGCCCAGGCCAUUGGCAACACCUUCCAGGACCUGGGCUCUGAGGCCACUUGGUUGGGCCGAGCUAUCCCGUGCGUGGCGGACAUACUGGGCGAGACUUACAAAGACGACAUCCGGCGGCACCUGGAGACACUCAUCCGGAGCUACCCCGACAUCAGGCGGGACCACGUGCUGGCCAUUCUAGCGCUGCGCCGACUGGGCCACCGUCGGAACCAGCACCUCCUGACGCAUGCCCAGGACCUGCUGAGGGCCGUGGCCAAGGCAGGGGGCCCCGGCGCUGCUGAGGGCCACGUGCUCUUCGAGGAGAUCGAGGUGCCCACCUCCAUGGAUGUGCUAGUCACCUGCAUCUAG